Molecule: messenger RNA, 462 nt
Organism: Odobenus rosmarus divergens (Pacific walrus)
Lineage: Eukaryota; Metazoa; Chordata; Mammalia; Carnivora; Odobenidae
Product: cytochrome c oxidase subunit 8B, mitochondrial-like
Exons: 2
Coding region: 2-256 (84 amino acids)
Biological process (GO): mitochondrial electron transport, cytochrome c to oxygen
Cellular component (GO): mitochondrion
Source: RefSeq, a predicted model, not a curated record
CAUGAACUUUGCUGGACUCCAGGAGGAGCUCGGCUCAACUACCAUGCUGAGAUUAGCCUGUACCACCAGGCUGCUGCAGGCCCCUCUGAGGGGCUGGGUGGUUCCCAAGGUGCACAUCUCUGCCAAGCCAGCCCGGACGCCCACUUCUCCCAUGGAGCAAGCCACUGGGCUCUCUGUGCUGUUCCUCAGCUUCCUGAUUCCUGCAGGCUGGGUCUUAGCCCACCUGGACAGCUACAAGAGAAGCUCUGCAGCAUGAAGGCUCCGCAGCUCGGGCUCCAGGCACAGGGCCAAUGGCCCCAUUAAACCCCUCCCUCCACCCAGUGUUCACUUGGUGGUUGUGUCGUUUGUGUACAAGCACCUCCCCCACCCCGGACACUCGGCACUGGGCUGAGGGCUGCUGGCUGGGGCACCGGGGCCCCAGAUGGCCCUGGCUGGGUGGUAGUGGGUGGACACCAUGUCUGA